AUGAAUCACAACUGCACCUACGAUUUGCAGAAUUGGGUCCUGCCUCGCAUUCGACGCAGUCUCCGGGCGGGCUUUGAGCAUCUUGUACCUGAACUUCUCCAACGGCAACUCUCUGCAGUCACUUUCGAUGGAGGGCCCGCUGCUGCUCUGAUCGAUCAAUUCAAACCAGACACCGCAUUUGUGGUGGUUGGCGGCAAUUAUCUCACGAACACCAACCGAGCUCCUGGUGACUUGAAAGUGUCGUGGAAAUAG
This is a messenger RNA of Penicillium psychrosexuale, 252 nucleotides long. RefSeq lists its product as uncharacterized. The record is from RefSeq and is a predicted model, not a curated record. NCBI's taxonomy places the organism in Eukaryota, Fungi, Ascomycota, Eurotiomycetes, Eurotiales, Aspergillaceae. The transcript has a single exon. The coding region runs from base 1 to 252 and encodes 83 amino acids.